Cuscuta europaea is the source of this 1330-nucleotide messenger RNA. The record is from the annotation of a GenBank genome assembly. Lineage: Eukaryota; Viridiplantae; Streptophyta; Magnoliopsida; Solanales; Convolvulaceae.
GUAAGCUCUCUCAACUUGCAAACAAAUACAAACUCAAUUGUGCUACACUAAUACACAAAUGGUAAGCUCUCUGCAACUUGCAAAUAAAAGUACAGGCCGGCAGGCUAUCACAAAGCCAAUUUCUUCUUGAUGCCGAUCCACCUUGAGAAGAUAAUGGCCUGAUGAUGAUGGUGUAUGCUGGACGAAGGGUUGCAUCGUCUUGUAUCUCAUUCCCACUCUCAAAGAAGCUCCUCAUGGACUGUCACUCAUCAUCUGCUUCCAAGAACUGCUCCCGGUCUGGACUUAUGGCCUUGGCUAAGCAGCUACGCCUGUAUAAGGCUCCACCAAGCUAUGUGGAUGAAAGGUCAGAGGUGGUUUCUACGGUGGGUUUUCAAGAAUCAAUGACCUCAGUUGUUGGGGGGUUUCAAGAAUCUACAACCAAGAGGGCGGCUGUCUUGAUCUGCCUCUUUGAAGGUGCUGCUGGAGAGUUUCGUGUUAUUCUCACUAAGAGGUCUUCAAAUCUCUCUUCCCACUCUGGUGAAGUUGCAUUGCCAGGCGGAAAGGCGGAAGAAGGUGAUGCAAGUGAUGCUGAAACCGCUACAAGGGAAGCAGAAGAAGAAAUCGGACUGAAUCCCUCACUUGUUAAUGUCCUCACAUGCCUUGAGCCAUUCUUGUCUAAGCACCUGUUUAGAGUAAUUCCUGUUAUUGGAAUUCUCACUGAUAAGAAUGCAUUCAAUCCCACACCUAAUGUCGCUGAAGUAGAGGCUGUUUUUGAUGUGCCGUUAGAAAUGUUUCUCAAGGAUGAACACAGAAGAUCAGAAGAAAGAGAAUGGAUGGGGCGCAACUAUUUAAUCCACUACUUUGAUUAUGAGGUGGGGGAAAACAACAAGUAUCUGAUUUGGGGAUUAACAGCUGGUAUCUUGAUCAGGGCUGCUUCCAUUGUGUAUCAAAGGCCACCUGAUUUUCUGGAGCAACUUCCUAAUUUAAAGGGUCCAAGCAGCAACAGCAGCAGCAGCAACCUUGACUUGAAUCUAAAAAAUGCUAUGUAAAACUUGUUAAGCAGAUGGAGAAAGAGUACUUCGGAAUCACAAUGGAGGAAACAAGUGCUAUGUGCAGAGAAUAUACCAAGUGUUGAAGAUGAUGCAGAACUGAUAGAAGAAGACACAGAUAAAACCAUUUAAAUGUAAUCCUAGUUCUAAGAUUUGGAAAGUUGUGUCAUCUUUAAAUUAAUGUUGUUUUCCUACUUUGUUUUAACCUAGUAGUUUUGUUUGAUUUGAUGAUGAUCUAUUUUGAACAGCUAUACUCAAAAACUUCUUAAUGAAGUCGCAUGCACAGAGUUUACGUUCACUUC